This is a messenger RNA of Poeciliopsis prolifica (blackstripe livebearer), 4588 nucleotides long. It is a transcript of the gene abraxas2, whose product is annotated as abraxas 2, BRISC complex subunit. The record is from RefSeq and is a predicted model, not a curated record. The transcript has 9 exons. Gene Ontology annotation, biological process: mitotic spindle assembly; attachment of spindle microtubules to kinetochore; protein K63-linked deubiquitination. Gene Ontology annotation, cellular component: nucleus. Lineage: Eukaryota; Metazoa; Chordata; Actinopteri; Cyprinodontiformes; Poeciliidae. Bases 1 to 1470 code for a protein of 489 amino acids. Gene Ontology annotation, molecular function: microtubule binding; polyubiquitin modification-dependent protein binding.
AUGUUGCUGCGGGUUCACAAAGCAGUGGACGCCUACAUUUCCCACAAGAAAUUGCGUCAAAGGAGCGUGUCCUUAAACGUAGGGGGCAUUGGGAUUGCUAGGGAUGUUUCCAUCAUGGCGGCAUCCAUUUCAGGCUACACUUUCACUUCUGUGUGUUAUCACAGCGCUAACAGCAACUCAGAUCACGAGGGCUUCCUAUUAGGAGAUGUAAGGCAGGAAGAGACUGUCAGCAUCAGUGAUGCACAGAUUAGCAGUUCGGAGCUGCUGCAGGUAGUAGAAAUUCAUAAUCAUCACCCUUGUGCACAUUUAUUUAGCUUUUACGACUACGCAGGUACAGUCAGUGAGGAAAAUCUCAACAGCAUUCUUAAAGAUAGGCGAAAAAAUGUCAUCGGUUGGUAUCGAUUCCGGAGAAACACGCAGCAGCAGAUGUCGUUCAGGGAGCAGAUCAUCCACAAACAGCUCACUCAGCUGCUCGGUGUGCCCGACCUCGUCUUCCUUCUUUUUAGCUUCAUCUCUACAGCCAAUAGCUCCACGCACGCACUGGAGUAUGUGCUCUUCAGGCCGAACCGAAGUAGGUACAACCAGAGGAUUAUACUCACGAUCCCAAAUCUCGGCAACACAAGCCAGCAGGAAUACAAACUCUCCUCAGUACCCAACACCUCACUCAACUAUGCCAAGGUCAUCAAAGAGCACGGCGCCGAGUUCUUCGACAAAGAUGGUGUAAUGAAGGAUAUCCGAACAAUAUACCAAGUCUACAGUGCCCUACAAGACAAAGUGCAGGCUGUUUGUGGAGAGGUGGAGCAAAGUGAACGUGUUAGAGAAAAACUUCAAGACGAGGUGAACAAACUCAAACAACAGAUCGCUCUCAGGAAACGUUUAGCUGCAGAAGAGGAAAGAAGACUCCGUGAGGACUCGCGCUCCCUGCCUGAAGAGAACGCGGAACCCUGCGAGGCAUCCUCCAUUCUUUCCAGAAUAGCUUUUGACGCACCCUCGGCCCCGGAGCGACCCAGUACCUCACCAAACCCCCCAUCAUACACUGACCUCUUAUCCCAAGAUGACAAUCUGCUCUCCUCCUCUUCCCCGCCGACCAGGGCUGCUCUGUUGCCUCGGCCCCAAGCUGUGGGCUCACCGGGUCACCCGUCCCCCAUUCCCGUCCAGACAGACCUGGCACUUGGGCUCAGGCAAGGCAUGGGCCUCGGUGUCAGUUUAAGUCCUGUUAGCACUCCCAGCACCCCGUACCUCGGCAAUGGCGAUGGCUCGAGCUCUGAUUCUUUAGACAGACAAGCUGCUGGGCAAGAGGAUGAUGAUGACGAGGAGGAUGAAGAUGAUGCAGACGAGGACAGUAGUGAAUACGAGAACUUGGUGAGCGAAGGGGCUCAUUUGCCUCUGGUCUCAGCCAGUGUUUUAGCUCAAGGCCGACCAGCUGCCCUCGGCCCCGACGGCGAUGCCCACGACUCACAAAUGACAUAGAAACACGCUACCGAACGGGAGAGGGACACGAGUCAUCGACACACCUGUUAACGGCGGGAAUCUGAAGCAAUCAAAGAUGAGCAAAUGUAGACAAAAGGAAGUGCCAGUCCUGAAAGAGAAAGGCAUACACGCAUGGUUUCCCACUGGGUAGUUUGUCAUAGUUUAGGGGAAACCUUGCAAGGCUUUGCAGAUAUGUCUCACUGGGGUAAAACUUGUCUGUUUUGUUUUUUGUUUUAUAUAUAUAUAAAUAUUCUUGAGGCCAUUCAAGGUACUUAAAUGUGGAUCUGUCUGAUUUCUGAGUCAGAUGUGGAUUCAACAAAGCAAUUUCUGCCAGCUGGUUGGCUAAUUUGCUUGUGAUAAAACAGCUCUACACUCUUUGUUUGUUUUUCUGCAUUCUUUGUGUUGGGCUUGCAUCAAAGGCUGAAGGUUUGUUUUUUGCAUUACUUCUUGCACAAUUCAUUUUCUUAUUCCCUUUUUUUUCCCUUUGAGAAAUCCCUUUAAGAAAGUAAAAGGGACAUGUUCUGCUGCCUUUAAACAAUAUUAAACAAAGGCAAAUGAUUACUGACUUAUUUGACUCUGUUCUACAGCAUCUGAUGACUAAAGCAAACUGUUGCCUGUUUGAACGAUGAAUAGAUUUCAAGUCAAAUUUGCUCUGCCACUUCCACAAUAGGUGCUUUAUACUCAUAAUAUGUAUAUGUAUUGUCACAUUAACAGUUUGUCUACUUUGAUUGAGAAUAUUAGUGACUUGUCUCUAGGAUUAUGUUCAUGUGUUUUGCUGCACUUAAAACUUAAAAUUCCUUUUUAUUUUUGCUUUACCAAUGCUGGCAUAUUGUGUCCUUUUUACAGACUUGGCUUUUGUUUUUUCUUCUCUUUAUUUUGCAUUGUACAGAGUUCACAGAGCAAACACAGUGUACUGUAGCUUUACUAACAAAAUGCUUAAAGUUCCCUUUGCUGCUGCAACACAGAGAGAGCCACUAGUAAAAGUUGCUUCUAUCUGUUCAUUUUCAUAUAAAAACCUGGCUGCUACCUUCGUUUUUACCGUGCUGGUUGUCUCAAUACUACUGACAGUGCUCAUAUAACCACUUCCAACACGCUUUAUUGAGCGGCACGUCCCUAUGAAAUGAAUCUCAUUGCCUUCUUGUCUUUGCUUAGUUAACAGCAGUGCUAACGCAUUCUCCCCUGCUUGGGCCAAUGUUGCGUGUGUGGACCUAGAUAAUGUGAUGAUUUUUAUUUAUUUAUUUUUUUUUUUCAUAAGACAUUACUCUGCUUUAGUAUACAGUGCCUUCCACUCUGGACAGUCUGUGUCUGUGCUCAGAAUCAAGAUUUUAGUAGAGUAGUGAAAGUAGAUGAACAUCGUCUGUCUCUUCCAUCAUCAGCUUCCAGAAGUUUUUUUUUUUCCUUCUUUUUGUUUUUUGUUUUUUUUUUACUUUAAGGUACUGCAACUAUUUCUUCACUGCCUAAAUAUUUUCCAUGUAAUAGGCAUGGGCCAGUUUUAAUUAAAAAAUAUAUACUGUCAUAUCAAUUUAUUUCAACAAAGAUUUAAAACAAAUAAUCUAAAUCAAUUCAUUAACAAAGCAAAGGCAAUAAUUUUUACUGUUACUAAAAUAAUCUUUCUUUGUUGACUUACAGGUAUAACACUUUCUGAAACCUCUGUUAUUUUAAUUUUGUACUUGGUCUACUAAUCUACUCCUUUUGUGACAGUGCCAUGAUUUAUGUGUUUGUGCUCAGUGUGCUUUUCGUAAUGGGAAAUGGUUACAAAUAGCAUAAUUUGUUUGGUAUAAGCAAGGGAAAAGUGCUGUUUCUUUCAGGAAGCUGGCUGGCAGUGGACAGUAAAAGAGGAGAGUGAGCCCUUCUGUGCUCUGCACAGCAAAGCUUCAAGGGUUUAGUUCAUUGGGUCAGUAAUCCUCAAAGUAUGAUAACUUGAGUGAAGAGCUGUUUCCAAAAUGAGACUUUAUGAAAACUGGAAAUAUUAAGAGAUUGGAUGUUACAAAUGCCAUUUUCUUUCACAUAGUAUUGAAAAGACUAAACUGACGUAUUUAAAACUUCAGAAUACAAUUAAUAAAUAGGUAAAUGGCCCAUGCCUAUUGUCUACCUGCAUCCUGAGUUUAUUUCUCUUGCUCUCCUGUAUCUCAAAGUUGUGAUGUUGGUUUGGUUGCCGACUUGCUUGAAACUGGAAAUGCAGCCAAGUCCAAUGAACUGAGAAGCCUUCAAGAAAAAGUUGAUGACCAUCAAUGCGUUUGCAGAUGGCGCCCACAGGAGCGGUGGAUAACUGGGUUGUUGUGGAACACCUUUUGCAUGAACCAGUGAUUUCUAGUCACUGUUAAAUUUAGCAUGGACAUAGCUUGCACUGCACCGGAUAUAUUUUUGGAGGGGAGACGCUUUGUCUUGUGAACAAGCUUGGCUUUAUUUAGACACUCGGUUUGUAUGUCAUUUUUUCUUGUGCGUGUUUUGUUUAAUUUUGUUUUCCCUUGCCCUGAUGUGUAAUGCCAAUGCAUCAAUGACCGGGAACUGGCACUCAAAAUGACCUAGAGUAACAAUCGUGCAAAGAAAAAUGAAAUGACUUAAAUGAGCUUUUGAGGAGUGCAAUUUCCUUGGAAUACUGAAUUAAGGAAAUAAAUAAUGAAUGUAUAUUAGACAGUAGUGGAUAACAUAAACACCACUUACUGUACUGUAUAAGCUUGCCUCAGAUGAGUGAUGUGAAGGUAUAUAGCAGCAUUUCUCAGAGAUUGUCCUCUUGUAAUCUUUGUUCUUCACACCCUCUGAUAAAAGUUUUGUGGGCGUUGGCCCGGGUGAAAACUUUGCAGCUCCUUGGUGCAGAAGAUUGACCAUAUGUGAGAAUCUACACGGUUUAGAUCGACAUGUUUCCAAGUUGCAGCAUAAUCCAAAUGUAUACUCGCGUACUCUCACUGUACGAGGUGACCUUUUGCUUCCUCUGUGGAGUGGACUGUAACAUAAUCACCUCACCUUAAAGCACAAAGUUCAGUGCACACACCUUAGAUCUUCUGGAAUUUUAUCUGGAUUUGUGUAUAUGAUGAAAGUUGACCAAGGACUUGUUUGGUUCAGCACAGAGAACGAGGUGGAUAAACCGAGGGAUAAUAAAUAAGACGUUCAUAUGUGA